This is a messenger RNA of Camponotus floridanus (Florida carpenter ant), 1588 nucleotides long. It is a transcript of the gene Snr1, whose product is annotated as SWI/SNF-related matrix-associated actin-dependent regulator of chromatin subfamily B member 1. Gene Ontology annotation, cellular component: nuclear chromosome; nucleus. The record is from RefSeq and is a predicted model, not a curated record. Lineage: Eukaryota; Metazoa; Arthropoda; Insecta; Hymenoptera; Formicidae. The transcript is spliced from 6 exons. Gene Ontology annotation, molecular function: transcription coregulator activity. Gene Ontology annotation, biological process: regulation of transcription by RNA polymerase II; chromatin remodeling. The coding region runs from base 184 to 1293 and encodes 369 amino acids.
GGUCAAGAAUGGCGGAGUCAAUCAUAGGAGCAUUGAAUUCUGUAUCGAAUGAGUAGUCUAUAGAGUAAUCCAGAUUCUUAUUAGAGGAUUUGUACUGUUUGUUGCUCCGAUAUGUUAAUAGAAUCAUAAUAGAACUCAUUAUUAGUAGUUGAUAAUUAAUUGUCAGUCAACAUUGCCAUCAAAAUGGCGUUACGCACCUAUGGAGACAAACCCAUAAGCUUCCAAGUAGAAGAAAAUGGAGAAUACUACUGCAUUGGAUCGGAAGUUGGCAAUUAUCUGCGUCUUUUUCGCGGGUCUUUGUAUAAACGAUAUCCUGGCAUGUUUAGGAGAUCCAUAACUAAUGACGAACGUAAGAAAUUGGUAGAGCUUGGAUUAAGCCAACAUGUUCUAGCAUCCAGUGUUUCACUGUUGAGAGCUAGCGAGGUAGAAGAUAUCAUAGAAGGCAAUGAUGACAAGUACAAGGCUGUAUCUGUACAUUCAACUGAACCACCGGCACCCAGAGAAGGUAAAUCCAAGAAAUCAAUGGCAUGGGUACCCAGCUUGCCAAAUAGUUCACACCUGGAUGCAGUUCCUCAAGCCACGCCAAUAAAUCGCAAUCGAGUACACAAUAAAAAAGUUAGAACGUUUCCAUUAUGUUUCGACGAUACAGAUCCCUCAGCAAACUUGGAAAAUGCAGCACAACAAGAAAUGCUUGUUCCGAUUCGUUUAGAUAUGGAAAUUGAAGGUCAGAAACUAAGGGACACCUUCACUUGGAAUAAAAACGAAAGUCUCAUAACACCUGAGCAAUUCGCCGAAGUACUAUGUGAUGAUUUAGACUUGAAUCCAUUAACGUUUGUCCCUGCAAUUGCGCAAGCGAUAAGGCAACAAAUAGAAGCAUUUCCACAGGAGACAAUUUUGGAAGAUCAAUGCGAUCAGCGAGUGAUAAUAAAAUUAAACAUACAUGUAGGCAAUACGUCCUUAGUAGAUCAAGUAGAAUGGGAUAUGUCUGAGAAAGAGAACAAUCCGGAGAAAUUUGCAAUGAAGCUUUGCGCGGAACUCGGUCUCGGUGGAGAAUUUGUUACCGCCAUCGCUUACAGUGUACGUGGACAAUUGUCAUGGCAUCAGAGAACAUAUGCAUUUUCCGAAGCGCCGCUUCCAACCGUAGAGGUCCCUUUCAGACCUCCAUCAGAGGCUGAUCAAUGGGCGCCAUUCUUGGAAACUUUAACGGACGCGGAGAUGGAGAAGAAGAUACGCGAUCAGGAUCGAAAUACUCGACGUAUGCGACGUUUAGCAAAUACGACACCUGGCUGGUAGGCCACAUUUAGAAAAAAAUCCUAUCCACAUUUUUUAAUGAAUAUACUAUUUCAAUUUAUGGUAUAUAUCCUUUAAUAUUUAUAGUGGUAGAAUAAGUAACAAUACAAUUUUUAUUUCAACAUCAUUCACAUCGUAAAAUAUGAAAUAUAUGGAAACAAAUUGUGAAAAAAUAAUGGAUGCAUGGUUGCAUCUGAAGAGAUGUAACAAUAUUAUAGUCAACAGUGUUUAUAUAUAUGUGCUGCUCAUGAAAUUCAGCUUCAUGAAUUCCUUUAUAUAAAAUGUCUUAGAUUUAAUG